Messenger RNA from Sinocyclocheilus rhinocerous, 663 nucleotides. RefSeq names its product arginine/serine-rich protein 1-like. Lineage: Eukaryota; Metazoa; Chordata; Actinopteri; Cypriniformes; Cyprinidae. The annotation marks the transcript as partial. The record is from RefSeq and is a predicted model, not a curated record. The transcript is spliced from 3 exons.
UCUUCCACAGAGAAGAAGUAUCUGUUAAAUGUGGCCAAAGCAAAUGCUUCCAGGAUUCUGGGAGUGCAGAACUUAGAGCUGCCAGCUAGCCUGAAGGAGCUGGAGGAGGAGGAGAAGAGGAGAUCUUCAUCAGAUAAAGAGGAAAGGGUGAGCGCAGACCGGGCACCACAGAAGACUCCAGCACAGGUAAACGUUGUUGCCAAUGAUGAUGGCGAGGCAGAGGCUUCUCCGACGUCUCCCAAGAGAAAGCCAAUUAACUUCAGCAUCAACAAUACCAUCGCCAGACCGUCAAACAGCCCAACAGUCCAUGACAGUAAGGUAACAUCAAGAGCCGACAGCGUAGCAGACAGGAAGCCAUAUGGACAGUGGGUCCCCAUCAGCAGAUCCUCUUCUAAAAAAUAAACACUGAGAUUCAACAGUGAUGUAAAAAGACUGUAUAUAGUGUAAAUAGUUUGUGUAGUGAUCACUUAGGGUAGUGUAGGAUGGGGUGGGUGAUUAGGGGACACCUGAAUUCAUCAUAAAUGUUUUCUUUCAGAUAUAAAGUGGGUUUUGUGGAAGAAGGCAAGAGGAUGUCAGACAGGUGGGAAAUAUUGUGUACAUUGUGGGUUUUUUGUGUGUGUGUUGUACAGUGGAUGUUUCUAAAUAAAAAUGCAAAAAAAAAAA